GAGACGCAACAAAGAGCGACAGUAGUGGGCCUCGCUAUCAGCGUGGCUCACUAUAGCUUUAAGAACUUAAAAUAGGGCCUGGGUCUUUAAAAUGAAUUUUGGAGUUAUUAUAGAGAUGAUAGACUAAGUUUUCUAUUUGUACGACUUACAUAUCCGCACUAAAUUUGCCAAAAGAAGUAAGAGCGUCCAUUGAAAUAUGUUUGACAAUCGGAUCAGGGCCGUAAGCAACCCAACAUUUUUCAUAUUUUAUGCCUCCUGUUUAUUUCAAGCUAUGUUUCAUUUCGUUGAGAAUUCUUGAGGCGUCCUGAAGUAAGAGAAAACAACUUUAGCAGUGAUGGAGCCGCAGCUCUCGAAUAACAAAGAGGAGGUGGAGAAUGAGACGGCCAUGGAGAAAUCCGCGGGGCAGAGUACCGCAUCCACCCCGUGCAGGGCAUCCAGAGGACGCGGGGACGGGUGCUUGAAGACCGAAGUGACUUGCCCACCCGAAACAAACGGAGCUGCGACGAGCGUGGCAGGUUCCGGGCGGGUUUUACGUGACAGGUCAACGAGAACGAUUCCUGUGUGGAGGCAGAGCGAUAUCGGGGAGGACCGGGAUGAAGCCACACGCGAUGCUGCGGCGAAUCGCCGGAGGAAAGCGAAAUGCCCACGGCGCAGGAAGAGCGCAGCAGCCGCCGCAGGUUCAUCGGAUGCGGGCAAAGAGUGCGGCGGCGACUGCGACCUGCCGGAUGAGUUUGAAGAAAACAAGGAUGCGCUGGUUAAUCGAGCGGCCCGCGGCAGACGGGUGCAGGUGCGCUCAGGGGCCCGCACCUGCCGGGGCUCGCCUAGGACUGUGUUUAAAAUUGAGCCAGAAAUGGACAUUGACUAUGUGGAGGCCAAUAAAGCGGUCGAAAAGACAGGAACAAGUGUGGAGAAAAAGGAAGAGGAGAGCAUGGAUGAUGAGGUCGUUGUAGAAGAGGAAGAGGGUCAAUUUCUGGAUGAUCCAAAAGAUGAAAACUACCUGCCCCAUUCACAUAGUGAGGAAGAGGACAUCAUCAGCAGUGAUGAAGAUGUCCCUUUUAGAGAUGACCUGAAUGACCAGAGCUAUGAUCCUAAGGAUUUUCCGAAGUCGAGGCGCAGACCCCCAACCAGACUGAAGGAGAAGAAAGACAAGGCUGCAGUGCCAGAGACUGCAACAGAGCAAGAGACAGAGAUCAAAACUGAGGGAGGGGAGAGCACAGAUGUGCAGACUGCUGCUGAAGUUGAGGAAGGUGCCGAGCCACCCAGGAAAAGAGGGCGAAGAAAGAAAGAUGAUAAAAGUCCUCGUCUUCCUAAGAGAAGGAAAAAGCCGCCUGUGCAGUAUGUGCGUUGUGAAAUGGAAGGAUGUGGUACAGUGCUGGCCCAUCCGCGCUACUUACAGCAUCACAUCAAAUACCAACACCUGAUGAAGAAGAAGUACGUCUGCCCUCAUCCCUCAUGCGGACGACUCUUCCGGCUGCAGAAACAACUACUGCGGCAUGCCAAGCACCACACCGAUCAGAGAGACUAUAUCUGUGAGUUCUGUGCUCGUGCCUUCAAGAGCUCUCACAACCUGGCUGUGCAUCGAAUGAUACACACCGGAGAGAAACCACUGCAGUAAGUC
Molecule: messenger RNA, 1618 nt
Organism: Sinocyclocheilus grahami
Lineage: Eukaryota; Metazoa; Chordata; Actinopteri; Cypriniformes; Cyprinidae
Product: E3 ubiquitin-protein ligase ZFP91-like
Exons: 11
Coding region: 335-1615 (426 amino acids)
Biological process (GO): regulation of transcription by RNA polymerase II
Cellular component (GO): nucleus
Molecular function (GO): transcription coregulator activity
Source: RefSeq, a predicted model, not a curated record